Molecule: messenger RNA, 3318 nt
Organism: Sordaria macrospora k-hell
Lineage: Eukaryota; Fungi; Ascomycota; Sordariomycetes; Sordariales; Sordariaceae
Biological process (GO): protein deubiquitination
Cellular component (GO): cytoplasm
Molecular function (GO): cysteine-type deubiquitinase activity
Source: RefSeq, a predicted model, not a curated record
AUGCUUGAUCAUGCAACAUCUUCGCAUCCCGUCAACGGACAGAAUGGCCACGUAAUAGGAGGCUUGGACGGCACAAAUGAUGGUGGACAAGGCAGGAUAGUCAACGGAGGGGGAGGAAAUGGGGCAGGCGCCGGAGGAAGCAAACGGCCACCAAUGCCACACAUCGACGACAUCAAGGCUGUUACAGUCAGCAUAGACCCCGCGACCCCGAUUGAAAGCGCUCUCAAGCUUGCCGAGGAAGCCCUCCAGCAGGCCAAAGCCUUCCAGUCCUUUGGCAGGAUUGACAUGGCUUUCAAGUCCUACAUAAAGGCCAACAUCAUAGCUCUCGAUAUCAUACCGAAGAAUAGGGACUGGCCGGUGCUGGAACGAACCCGACCGAACGUAUACAUGCGACACCAACAUCUCCUCCGCCAGAUCAAGUGUCUGAUUCAGGACUUUGACAAGAUCAAAGCACAGAUCAAACAGGAUAACGCCAGAACGGGUGCCCAGCCGCUAUUAGGCAGCCCAAAUCAGCAGAAAAUGCCCAGUGUUGGAAACGGUCAUACGAGAUCACACUCGAAUUUCUCGUCAAAUACCACAAGUCCCAACAGUUCAGUCUACAGCUCGCCUCAACAACGUACGAAUGCCUUGCCAGUUCAGUCAGGAUGGGCCUCGCCUGGGAGGUCCAAGCCGGCCGUACACCCCAAACCUCAGGCUCUCCACGGGCAUACGCUUCAACAGUUUGGAGGUCCAGCGCCGCCACCCACCAAUAAUGCUGCCCAGGACCUCGCUCUACGCUUUGCAAAACUUCGAGCAAACACCGCCAGCACCCCGAGUCCGACCAACACAACAGCAGUACAGGAUCCGCGAAUUCGAACACAGCCUAUUCCACAACCCAUGAUGCCAAUAAAUCCACCGGCACCGCGUGACCCACCGAGGCCACAAUUACCGAGUGUUCCUCCUUCGGCUGCCUUAGCAGAUUUACCUCGAGUGCCAGCUGCUAUCUACAACCCGCCACGUGGUACAGUAUCCAAUGAGGCAGCCGAGCUUCCAUCGAGUGCUCCUCGUGCCAUGUUUUCCAGGAAGGGCUCCACGGCAUCGGUCUCUGGCAUGAAUAGGAACGGCAGACCCCGUACGUCCGAUGAAAACCUUGUUUCUGGACCACCCGUCACAAGUCCGAAGACGAGAUCAAAACCUACUAUACCCGAUGGUGAUACUAUUUCGGCGGAGGAGCUUGAGCGUUAUAUGAGACUUGGUGCUAGGGAAGUGUCCAUUCUCGUGAUUGAUAUCAGAAGUCGCGACGAGUACGAUGACGGGCAUAUCAUGUCUCAAGCAACAAUAUGUGUUGAAAAUGAAGUGCUGCUGAGACCAGAUAUUUCUGCUAGCCAAGUAGCAGAGAGCAUGGUGUUAGCACCGCAAGCAGAACAGCAGCAUUUUGAAAGACGGCAUGAUUUCGAUAUGAUUGUUUUCUAUGAUCAGCAAUCCAAACGGCUCGUAUCAAGUCCGCGGACACCAGAGGAGCGAGCGGUCCUGACUUUUUACAACGCACUUACAGCGUAUGACUAUGCAGGUGGAUCAAGUUCACAACAAAGGCUGAAGUUGCUUAGAGGUGGACUGGAGGCAUGGACUGACCUGGUUGGGACCGGAGCGUUGCAGACAUCCGCCACAAGUGCCACUGCGAGGACACAACAAAGGCCGCCCUUAGCCCACAACCUCACCAAUCGACUACGCAGAAACGUAACGCGGCCGAUUCAAGAUCUCGCAGAGGUUCAAAAAUGGGAAGAAAACGUUGACAUCGUUACUCCGGUAAGGACAACGGAAGAUUUUCUGCGGAGGUACCCUUCAGUUUCAACGAUACAAGAGUCCAUGACUUCACCCAUCCACACUUCUCCCGCUCGGCCAGCGAGCCCGUUGCCUCGACACAUUGUCCACGAACAGAAUCUUUACUCCUCGCUCCCAUCUCCUCCAACUCGCCCGGCCCCAACUGUCCCACGUAGGAGUUAUAGCGGUCUAGCAGAAACCGAUACCAGCACCACGGCAACAUCGAAAAGGUCAUCACUCAAGUCAGGAAUCGAAAAGGUUCGGAAGUUUAGGACUGGUCUUGUCAAUCCCGGUGUGUUCUGCUUCGCCAACAGCUCCCUGCAAGCUAUGUUUGCCACGCCUGGAUUUUCUCGCGAGUUGUACACGGGUGUUUGGAAGGAUGUGUACAAAGUUCCACUGAAAGCCGAUGAGAAGAACGAAAAUCCACAGUUACUCACCAAGUACCUCGCUGGUCUAUUCCACUGGCUUGACGAGGGGACGCUGAGGUCGUUGGAAGCGAAGCAUCUCAUGGCAUAUAUCCACUUCAUUCACUCCAAGAACGCGGAUGGCAGGAAGAAGCCAGAAAGCGAAAUCUUUGGUGGGCCUGCGCAGCAAGACGCCCAGGAGUUCUACUCCUUUAUCAUUGACAACAUCCAUGACGAGACCAACAUUCACCGAGACCGCAAGCCGCCCAAAGAAGAAAAGCCUUAUACGCCCAAGAACGGGACAGUGAUCCAGAACGCCAUUGAUUACUGGCGCGACUACUCAACAGCCAGUGCAUCUAUCAUCGACAAGUAUUUCCGUGGCCUGGAAGUGUUCAUCUCCCGCUGCCAAAACGCCGAGUGCCGGCAAGAAAUCCGCAUGUUCCAGCCCUGCGACGUCUGGAUCCUCAACAUUGCCGCCGAGACAGGAGGCGAAGGCAACGGCUACGGCGCCACAGACCUAGACCGUCUUCUUGCCAGCCACCAAGCAACCGAGCACUUUGCAGAUCUCAAGUGUGAAACAUGCAACAAACCCGGCAGAACAAGACGGGCCAAGUUCGCUCGACUACCGGACCGUCUCGCCUUCUGCCUCAACCGCUUCAACUCGUCCUUCGGUCAGUCACGAUCAUUCACCUCCAUGCUCUCCGGCAGCGGUGGCUCGAAUAAGAUCCACACCAAAGUGCGCUUCCCGAUCCGCGACCUCGAUCUGACUAGAUACUGUGCCGAGCCUGACCCGGAUAUGGCGACCACGGACGAUCCGCACUACGCCGGCCGCAUGAAGUACGAUUGCUACGCCGUCACGGUGCACGUGGGUCAGGGCAUUAACGGCGGACAUUACUAUACGUACGUGCAGGAUGAGCAGUCCAAGGACCCGACGGAUUGGUUCAAGUGUAAUGAUGAUGUGGUGGAGAGGGUGAAGAUCGGGAGUGUCAGUGGUUCAGGGGGCAUAAAUGGGAAUGGGAGCAAUGGUGGCAAUAUACCGGACCUGACGGAGGUGAUGUAUGCGAACGGGAACACGUCGGCUUAUAUGGUUUAUUACCGGAGGCAGGGGACUUGA